AUGGGCCUGCCAUCAGUUAUCACACCGACUCUGCUAUCAACCAUUAGAACUUAUCCUCGGCUACCCGCCAACACCUGGUACCUUCUGGCCGCCACCGCCUUAUCGACGCUAAACCGGCCAGACGAGAUUCCAAAGGUCUUCAGCCAUGCUCUCGAGUCAGGAGGCGGCGCAAAGGAAAGCAAACCCUCGCAAGAGGAGCAGCUUCAGAUCGCGAGACGAACACGUGAAGCACUAGUGAAGACAUCUGCCAUCAUUGGCCUGCCCAAGACCAUCAAUGCUCUGUUUGCGCUCAAGGGCGUCACACCUAAGCAUCUAUUCGACGAACCUCUAGGUUAUUCACCGUCCAAUAGAGCCGUCGACAUAUACACGACCCCCACCGCCCAGAUUUUGCAGAGGGGGCAGAAGUUUUUCGAUAAGGUCUACGGCAAGGUGACUGGACGGGUAAUGGGUCAAAUGGAUCGCAGCGGCACCGAAGACCUCGGGUUACUGGCACGGCUUGAGUAUGGAUACGUGCUAAGCCCAGUUGGUAUUCUCAAUGCUCCGGAAACUUCGUACAUGGUUCUGGCCAGCUUGAUCCCGCAAGACGUAAACCCUCAACUCAAGGGACAUCUCGUUGGAGCUCUGAAUAACGGAGCCACCGAAGAAGAAGUUAAGGCGGUUCGUGACGUGGUGAUCAAAGUGUGCGAAGCAUCCGGCAUGAAGAUGUUAGAUGCCCAGAGCCUAAAUGGAUGGGGGUGGAGGGAAGAGGUCGCGCCAGUGAAGCUUCCUAAAACAUCAAAGCUGUGA
This is a messenger RNA of Cyphellophora europaea CBS 101466, 786 nucleotides long. RefSeq lists its product as uncharacterized. The coding region runs from base 1 to 786 and encodes 261 amino acids. The record is from RefSeq and is a predicted model, not a curated record. The transcript has 2 exons. Lineage: Eukaryota; Fungi; Ascomycota; Eurotiomycetes; Chaetothyriales; Cyphellophoraceae.